AUGACGUCAACAUCGAUUGAUCAGCCAACAGGUGAGCAGGAAGCUUGGACGUUUGUGUCAAGCAAAAGAACCAAUGGGGCCAAGAAGAAGGCCGCGACUCAGCUCCGCCGGCCACCCUCCGUUCCGUUGAGACAAGGCACCGAAUCCUCGGGCCUGUCAGUCGCUCAGGUCCAAUCAGAUCAUGAGCGAAUCAAGAAGCAGUGGCUGGAGUCGUCUAGCUAUCGCCGUCUCAAGGAGCUGAUGGCUUCCCAAUGUUUGUAUCCUCCAGUCGCCAAGGCCAUAUGUUUGGGACUUGGCUCUUUCGAUCCCGCCGAUGGGUCGUGGCAGUCAAAGAGGCGAGCGCAUGUGCAAUUUGCUGCCUUCGUCACCAUGGUGGAAUCUCUUCGGGAGCAAAGCAAGGGGCCUGUUCAGUGUUACUUUCAAGACCCCUGCUUCUCUGAGACCGACAAGGAGUUCCUUUCAGAGUUCGAUUGCCAAAUUGUCGAUACUCCCGCCGGGUUCGAAAUGGUUACGGAAAACAGCCUGUUAGUAGGCAUUCACCUGUACCGCGGUAUCUACUCGCGCGCCAUCGAGAAAUGCGUUCCGGCCAUGUUUGUUGGGACGGAUUACGACACUUGGGAGAGCUGUGGCAGCCUUGAUUGGGCCAAGAUGAAGGAGCUGGAUGAGGCUUGUGACAAGGCCAAAUUUCCCCAAGACGAAGAAUUCUACCCAGCCUUCACCAACACAACCAUCCACUGGCGUCGAUCUUCGGAGGGAGAAAUUGCCAAGGAAUCGCCGUCUUGA
This is a messenger RNA of Pseudomassariella vexata, 783 nucleotides long. RefSeq lists its product as uncharacterized. The record is from RefSeq and is a predicted model, not a curated record. The transcript is spliced from 2 exons. Lineage: Eukaryota; Fungi; Ascomycota; Sordariomycetes; Amphisphaeriales; Pseudomassariaceae. Bases 1 to 783 code for a protein of 260 amino acids.